AUGUUCACCACUUUCCAGCAACAUGAGUCCGGGUCAAUUGAUCUGACAGCCGUGGAGAAAAAGCGCCAGCGAGAUCGACGCGCUCAACAAAAGUUACGCGAGAGACGAGAUCUUCACGUCAAGGAGCUGGAAGAACAGGUUGCGCUAUGCAAAGAGCAUCAUCAUGGCGGUGGUCAGAGCUCUAUUGAGGCGCUAAAAGAGGAAAUAAAGGCUCUCAAGCACGAAAACACCACAUUGCGGGCAAGGUGCGAGAAUCUGUCUGCCUUUGCACGAAGAGUCCGGCAGAAUUUAUCACAAGUCACGGGCGGAUCUUUGCCAGAGGGCGGGGAUUCGUCUGUGGAUGAAAUGAACGCGACCCUCGAGGAUCUAGGACAUGACGCCGACCCGUUGGCCCGCGUCACAAGUGUACCACCAAGUACUAGAGCCCAAACCAUUGCGGUGGCUGACACACGCUCACCGUGCGCUCAGCCUUCUAAUCGACUUACUACUACCGCAGUUGUUGCGACUCCAGGCUCUCUCUCAGAGAACAGCAUAGACUACUCGGCGUCAGUUAUCAGAGCGGGGACCACAUCCCAGCGAAGUGCCGGGCUUUUCUGCGACAGAAGCCUUGAUUAUAGGGCUCUGACUCAGUCUCCAGCGUCUGGUGACGCCGUUUCCCCGUUUCAAAGCUCCAUUCCUCAAGUUAGAGCCGCUGGUCGCCGAACUCAGCUCGCGAGUUCUUGGGUGCAACGACUCCAGGACAUGGAAGGUCAACUCUUGCCAGCAAGUGAGGAUGUCGAUAGCCAUGCUCGCCGGUCACAGCCUCUGGACAGCAGGUCUCCGACUGAAGCCUGCAAUUUUCCCGACACAAGCUCUCAAUGGAAUAUACUGCCCAAUGACGACAUUUACCAUCCUCUUUGCCUGGAGUUUGCGCCGUUGAGCUCCCUCACUGAUCUGAUUGUCGCGGCGCCACUGAUUCCUGACCCUGCAGAACUCCUGUUUGGCUCACGACAGAAUCUCCUGGCAAAUGAAAUACACAAAUCCUGUCGCAAAUCUCGCGUUGCCGAGACUGAGCGGUUAGCCAACGGCUGGCUCUUGUACGCCUUCUACAAAUGGAGGUACUGCCCCAGCAAAACGACGUUCGACUUGCUUCCCGCAUUCCUCCGACCAACUCCAAUCCAAGUAACGGAGAGCCAUCCAGCCUGCUUCGACAUGAUGUGGUGGCCGGCUAUGCGCACGAACACUGUGCGAAGAUACAUGUUGAAGGAUCCGUCUUUUGAUCACCGCAGUGUCAUGACGGCCUUGUCGUGUUGCGCAAGAGUGAGAUGGCCAUGGGGGAAGGAAAUUGUGGAAAUGGAUCAAGAUGGCCGGUUGACGAUCCUGCCAGCUUUUCUCGAGACGUUCACUCGCCUGGAUGGCUGGGGCUUGACUUUGGAUUUCAUAAAAGCGUUCCCAGAAGUCGUGGAUGGCAUGGACCUGGAUGCCGUUUUAUUCACGCUCGAAUGA
Fonsecaea monophora is the source of this 1485-nucleotide messenger RNA. RefSeq lists its product as hypothetical. The coding region runs from base 1 to 1485 and encodes 494 amino acids. Gene Ontology annotation, molecular function: DNA-binding transcription factor activity. The record is from RefSeq and is a predicted model, not a curated record. Gene Ontology annotation, biological process: regulation of DNA-templated transcription. The transcript has a single exon. NCBI's taxonomy places the organism in Eukaryota, Fungi, Ascomycota, Eurotiomycetes, Chaetothyriales, Herpotrichiellaceae.